AGACUAAAUGAAAUGUUGGUAGUUGUAAUUUGUGGUUAGUAUUUUCAAUUUUCAACAAUUUUCAUGAAAUAGCAACCAAUUUCCCGAAGGUGACGUUAUUGAAAAGAGGGUACAAUGCUUCUUCAAGACUAGUGUAUUGUAUAUUUUCAAAUUAUCUGUAUAAACAUGGCUUUGAAAAAAGUAAAGGGAAAUAUAGAGCGAAUGUUUGAUAAGAAUUUGACGGAUCUUGUACGUGGUAUCCGAAAUAAUAAAGAAAAUGAAGCCAAAUAUAUAACUCAAUGUAUGGAGGAUAUUAAACAAGAACUUCGACAAGACAACCUAGCAGUAAAAAGCAAUGCAAUUGCUAAAUUAACAUAUCUUCAAAUGUUGGGAUAUGACAUUUCGUGGGCUGGUUUUAAUAUUAUAGAAGUAAUGAGUUCUAACAAAUUUACUUUAAAACGAAUAGGAUAUUUAGCAGCAAGUCAAUCUUUUCACAGUGAAUCUGAGCUUCUAAUGUUAACAACUAAUAUGAUUAGGAAAGAGUUAAAUUCUCAGAACCAGUAUGAAGCUGGUCUUGCCUUAACUUCGUUAAGUUGUUUUAUUAGUUCCGAUCUUGCAAGAGAUCUGUCCAAUGAUAUACUAACUCUUCUUAAUUCAACAAAACCAUAUGUCAGGAAAAAAGCAGUCUUAAUGAUGUACAAAGUAUUUUUAAAAUAUCCAGAUGCUCUUCGACCAGCUUUUCCACGACUUAAGGAAAAAUUGGAAGAUCCAGAUCCAGGUGUCCAGUCGGCUGCAGUUAAUGUUGUAUGUGAGUUGGCAAGAAAAAAUCCAAAAAAUUACCUCAGUUUAGCACCGAUGUUCUUUAAAUUAAUGACAACAAGUACUAAUAAUUGGAUGUUAAUAAAAAUAAUCAAAUUGUUUGGAGCCCUUACCCCUUUAGAACCUAGGCUAGGCAAAAAAUUAAUAGAACCUUUAACCAAUCUGAUUCACAGUACGACUGCAAUGAGCCUUCUCUAUGAGUGCAUUAAUACUGUGAUAGCUGUUCUAAUAAGUAUUUCGUCAGGGAUGCCCAAUCAUUCCGCCAGCAUUCAGCUAUGUGUUCAGAAAUUAAGAAUCCUCAUCGAGGACUCUGAUCAGAACUUGAAGUAUUUGGGUUUGCUGGCUAUGUCAAAAAUUCUAAAGACACAUCCCAAGAGCGUUCAGGCUCAUAAAGAUCUUAUUUUGCAAUGCUUAGAAGAUAAAGACGAGUCGAUACGUCUUCGAGCCCUGGAUCUUUUAUACGGAAUGGUAUCUAAGAAGAAUUUAAUGGAAAUAGUUAAAAAAUUAAUGAUACAUAUGGAAAAGGCUGAAGGUACAUUAUACAGGGACGAGCUCCUUAGUAAAAUAAUAUUGAUUUGUUCUCAAAACAAUUAUCAAUUUAUUACAAAUUUUGAAUGGUACAUAACCGUCUUAGUAGAAUUAGCUCAAAUGGAAUUUGGAUCAAAACAAGGUUACGUAAUAGCUUCUCAACUAAUGGAUGUCUGUAUUCGAGUGCAAGCGAUAAGGCCCUUCGGUGUGUCCGAAAUGGCCCAAAUAAUCGAAGUUUAUUCAUCAACCUCACAAUUUUCUAUUAUGCAAGACGUUUUGUACGCAGCUGCGUGGCUAUGUGGUGAAUUUUCGAGUGAUCUCAAAGACCCUGAGAAAACCCUCACGUCGAUGUUGAAGUAUCGCAAUUUACCUCCUCACAUUGAGGCUGUUUUUAUUCACAACAUUUUGAAGUUAUAUUCGCGCAUUGUGGCUAAUUGUGAGGCAACUGAAGAUUACGGAAAGAUUUUCUUAGUUUGCGAUACAGUAACUGAAAAGUUAAGCGAAAGCGUUAAAUCGGCCGAACUUGAAGUCCAAGAAAGAGCUAGUUCUAGUUUGGAAAUAGUAGCUAUCGUUAAAGAAGCCUUUUUAGAACUACAACGUGAUAAAACCGUUAACGGAAACGACGUUUUGCCUGACGAAACAACAUGUUCCCUCUCUUCCGAAUUGUUGUCUCUUUUUAGUGGCGAGUUGAAUCCUGUUGCCCCUAAGGCGCAAAAGAAGGUUCCGGUGCCUGAGGGGCUGGACUUAGAUGAGUGGAUUAACGAACCACCUGGAGAGAGCGAGUCCGAAAGUGAGGAGGAGAUGAAUGAGAAUAUUUUUGUUAAAUACGACAAGUCAGACUAUGCAAAAUACGAACGAGUCCAUUAUGAGCCAACUGAAGAAGAAAUUAGUAAGAGUAGAGAAGCAAGAAAACUGGAACAGCAAAAUAAUCCGCACUACCUGAAGGGUUCGAUAGAAAAGGCAAACAAUGGUAGAUGGGAUGGUGAUAUCGGGGAGAGUGUGGACAAUAUUCCCAUAGCUCGCAUUGAGCUGCCCGUGCAACUCACUGUCAUCAAUCAGAAAAGAUCCGACAGGUAUUUAAAUUUAGAUAAAGCCGAGAAAAAAGGUCGUCCAUCUAAAAAGAAGAAGAAGUCAAAGAAAGAGAAAGACGCAAGUUCUUCUGAAGAAAAUGAAGUGAAUUCAGCUCCCAACUUAUUGGUUCUUAAAGACAUGGAAUUGCCAGAGGGAGCCACAUUGUCGGAUUCAGAAAGCAGUAAUGGAAAUCCUGACGAUCCACAUAAGGCUCUUGAUAUAGAUUUGGACUUGCCUCAACCAGUAUCUUACAAGCAAGAAAGGAAAUCGUCUGAAGACAAAAAUGCUCAAGAGAAAAAGACUAAGAAGUCCAAAAAAAAGACUGAUAAAGACAAAGAACGUGUGAAGAAGAAAAAUGAUGACGUGCUCCUUAUGGACUUCGGAGCAGGAGGUGAAAUAAAGAACGAGAUAAACAGUAAAGAGAAAAAAGCGAAAAAACAUAAAAGAGAUAAGGAGAAGAAAAGCAGAGAAAAGUCGACAGACAAAGGGGUAAAACAAUCAAAGAAGACAAGAGGUUACGAAGAAGCCGUGGGUAUAUCUACACCAAGCAAAGAAUUUCUGUAGUGUAAGAGUAAAAAAUGCAAUGUGAGACUCUCUAAAAACAAGAAAACUUUCCAUUUGUUAUUAAGCCAUAAAAGAAAAAAGCAAAAAAAUAUUUAUGUAAAAAGCCUAAAAAUCGAAGUCGUAUCGUCAUUAUAAAUCUUUAUUUUAAACGUUGGUACAUAAAAAAAUUAAUGGAAUUAUUAUUGUUGCUAUUGUUAUUUUUUAGUAAUCGUUUAGGUUUUUUUGUCAGAUAACAUGUCCCACAUUUGAAGAUACCCUAAUGCAAUAUUAUAAUACAUUAUAUUAAAAAGGAAAAAAAUGUUUAGUACUUUCAGGUGAAGCGUUAUCAUAAUACUGGUGCAUAGAAUUCGUUAUUCAAUUUGUGCUUUAUAAAAAAAAUG
Molecule: messenger RNA, 3341 nt
Organism: Agrilus planipennis (emerald ash borer)
Lineage: Eukaryota; Metazoa; Arthropoda; Insecta; Coleoptera; Buprestidae
Gene: garnet
Product: AP-3 complex subunit delta
Exons: 20
Coding region: 166-2961 (931 amino acids)
Biological process (GO): Golgi to vacuole transport; synaptic vesicle budding from endosome; neurotransmitter receptor transport, postsynaptic endosome to lysosome
Cellular component (GO): membrane coat; AP-3 adaptor complex; terminal bouton
Source: RefSeq, a predicted model, not a curated record